CCUCUGAUUUCUAAGUGUAUGCCAUAUGCCUGGCUCCCUGGGUUGCUACAGCUUUUGCCACUGUGGUCUCGACAAAUUCCAAUUUGAACUUUGAGCUCAGUCUGGCCUGGAGGGUGUCAGAGGGGCAGACGGGAACCCCCCCAGUCCUGCAAUAUUAGCAAGCCUCACUCUGUAGAAUAGAGCCACCACAAACGGGAUCUUCCUCAGCCUGAGGCUGUCUGGGAAAGCAGUAGCCCCGCCCACCUGACAAAAGUAGCAGGGCUUUCUAGCCAAUCUCCAUCCUCCUCUUAGAGGACAGAGGCUUCUCGGCAGUACCAGGGGCACCAGGUAGGACCUGGGCACAUGGGGGACACCAAUGAAGAAAGAAUUAAAGAGCAGGGAUGUGUGCAGGCUUAGGGACAGGUCAGGAGGACUGAGAAGGGCAGCUUCAUGGAGAAGAGAGAUGGUGAAUCUAGGAUUGCCGGUGGGAGUUAUCAGAAGACAAAGCUCUCUCCUCUUCCCGGGAGACAUCUCCCCCAAAGCACCUCCCAGCCAGGUAGUGAAGUGGCUCCCCAAGGAGAGCAAGGAGAGGCAGCAGCUUCCUCGGGCCAACAGAGUAUAGGGCUACAGAGAGCAAGCAGCAAAGAAGCCAAGUGUGGAUCUGUGCCCUGGGGUAGAACUGUGUCACAAACAAUAGUUUUCCUUCUUAGAAAAGAUGUCUAGUAGCUGUGCUUAUUGAUUCAUGGCUCUAACCCCAGAGGGAGGCUGAAGCAGGAUGCUUGCAAAUUAGAACCGUCUAGGCUUAGAGUGAUCCGAGGCCAACCCGAGCCACUUAGUGAGACCCGGUCUCAAGAUAAAAAAAAAAAAAAAGUCAAAGGGCUGGGGGUACAGCAGGCAGUGCCGCUCUGCAACGCGGCAAAGUCGUUAGUCAGCUGAGCUAAAUCAAUAAGUAAGUGGACAGAUGGAUGGACGGACACUCCCAGGUGGGGAGGGGUGUGCCUAGGUGCUGGGGAUUGGUGGGCUCCUAGCUGGGAUAUCCCAGGCCCAAUUGCUGUAGAGGAUCCCUCCCUCAGGGUUCGAGUUAUUUUCUCCCCAUCGAGCCUCGCUGACAAAGAACAAUAUUGAGCCCUGGGAUAGGGCUGCUGGCCCAGUGAAGGCCAGGACCCCUUACUGGGAAAAGGCUGCAAUUCUCUAGGUCUCCCAGUACGAGUUAGAGGGCUGAGACAUGAGCCUGCUCCAUGUCUAUCCCCGAGCUAGGGGUGCUAAGAGGUUCUCAGCUGCUUCGGCCAGCCUCCUGCAGUGUGGGUGGGCAAUCCUUAGAUUCCUAUUGCUAUGGUAAAGACUGUGACCAAGAACAGUUUAGGGAGGAACGGGCUUAUUUGGUUUAUGGGUUACAAGUUACAUUCCGUCAGGCAAAGCGAAGGCAAAUUCAGGGUAGGAACAUGGAGCAAGAACAGAGGUAGAGGCCAUGGAGGAGGGCUAUGUUCUCCCUGCUUUGCUCGGCCUGCUUCCUUAUACAGCCCAGGACCACCUGGCCAGGGUGGCAUCACCCACAUCAGUCGUUAAUCAAGAAAAUGCCCCCACAGACUUCCCACAGAUCAAUAUCAUGGAGGUAUUUUCUCAGUUGAGAUUCCUUCUUAGAUGCCUCUAGCUUAUGUCAAGUUGACAAAAACUACAAAACCCAGGGCACGACACAGAAAUGCAGCUAGAAGAGAGGUCUGGGAAGGACUCUUCCACCCAAAGCCCUUGCCUCCCCCACAUACUAGUGCAAGGCUCUGACCAGAGCUCUAGGAAAGAUUGCUGGCAUGAGGGAGGCAGUCUCUCCUGAUGUGCCUCGUGCAGCCCCUCCCUGUCUGAGGAAAUGGAAGCAGUGACCAAGCUGGAACAAAGCUGGGGGAGGGGCGGGUGGACCACACACACAGAUCCCACACCAUGGUUAGCACCUCACUACCCUCAUAACUCACCUCUGGCUACCAGGGUUCCUACAUCCCCACCACCGAAAUGCCACUCACUAGCACUCACCUAAGGACAGGAAAGGACACGAUUCAUCCAUCACAGCUCCAGGAAUAGACCUGACUGGAAUGACAGGAGAAUAAAGGAACGAUAGACACACGGACACAUGCACAGGAAAGCUGAGAUCAGGGGGGCUGAGCUCUCUGCUAAAGAAGUGGAAGCAGGGGCUGGGGAUUUAGCUCAGUGGUAGAGCGCUUGCCUAGGAAGCGCAAGGCCCUGGGUUCGGUCCCCAGCUCCGGAAAAAAAAAAAAAAAAAAAGAAGAAGUGCAAGUACCCUGGAGGGGUAGCAUGUUUAUCAUAGGGAGUUGAACAGGGAGGUGGGUGGGGUGAUUGUUUACAGCCGAAUCAGGAGGCGGGGUCAGCACGCAGAUGAACAAGGAGUCCAGUUAUUCUAUACAGCUGAUCAAGGUGGCAGGUUUAACAAAUCCCACUAGAAGCGGUCUGCAGAGGAGCCUAGCCUAGGGAAGGUUUUGCUGUUUCCCAUGGUUGGGGCAUUAGCAUCCUUUGCAUGGCCACACCUGUGUCAAAAGUGCAUCCUCCUCAGGACCUAUCUCACCCAGGGCUUCCUCCAUGCCCAAGGACAUUUAACUAUUCCUCAAAAAAAAAUUUUUUUUAACCAUAAUAAACUCCAGGCUAUGGGAAAGGUACAUUUAUUCCCACUUGAAGUCCGAAGCCCCACAAGAUGGGAAUUUCAGGAGGCCACUUAGUGAGGAGGGCAGCUUCGGGCUGCCUUGCUAUGGGGGCAGAACUCUGGACAGCCACUGGCAGAAGUGGCAGCUGGGUAAUGGGGUGGAACUCGGGGCCUCUGGCAUCUUAGGCGAGGGCUCCACACUGAGUUCUACCCAAGCCCGAUGACGCCCUUCCUGAAGGAGACUUGCAAAGGGAUUUAUUGUGUCUGUCGCCUGACGCUGCCUCCUUGGAAGUCUAGGCAGGAGCCCACAGCAUGGACAAGCAGCAGUUUCCUGCAGCUGGAAUUCUCUUGGCUGCCUUCCUAGUAGUUUCCGCUUCUACCCUGACCCUUCUCUCUACUAAUGGAGACCCUGACCAGUUUCCCUCAGAUCCUGGCACAUCAGCUCAGCAAAGUAACAACAUUCUACUGGGCAUCCUGACAGACAACACUGGCAGUAUCAACUCAACUGAGAGGGAAUCGGAGGCCCUGGGGAGGAGGGCAGGAGCCUUUUCUACAGAAGGAGCUGGGGGUCAGGAGUCUCCCCCAAUGCCUGGCCCCUCAGGCACAGUUACACCUGAACCAAUUCGCUCAGCCCUGACCACAUCUGCAGCCUACAUGGCUGCUGACUCUCAGCCAGUGUCCCCUGAGGCUGAACCUGUAGAGGAAAUCCUAGCCCUUGGAAUUCUGGAAACAAUUACGAUGUCAUCACCACAGCCUUCUCCCAUACAUGGAUCUGAGCCGAAGUUCAAGAAGGCCUUCAGGUUGUAUGGGACAGUUCCUGCCCCUGCAACACUGGAGAAAAUUGUUGCAUCUAAGCCAACAUAUUAUCUAAUUAAAGCUUCCCCUUCCCCCAUAUUCUCUAGACCUCCACACCUGUUAUGGCAUACCCCCAAUCCCACUGUCCAGAUGCUAGUGCCUGCAUGGAGGAAUGGCCACUCCAGGCCAGAGGCAUCCUCAUCUGUGGCACUGGCUCCAAGAACAUCCUUAGGACUGCCUGUCUUUCCAUGGAUGCCUAACAUACUGAAAGCUACAGAGCCCCUGUUGCCUGCGUCUCCUGGAAGAUUAGGGCUGGACCUCACCUCCCAAGUGGGCUCCGGGUCAUUUGAAGACACAGGCCCAGUAUCCGGUGGUACUUCUGUGCUGCUGCUGCCCUCAGCAACAUCCCCAUCACAUGCAUCCUCCCUCCACUCCCCGCCCCCCUUGUCAGCAUUGCCCCUGUCUGCACCCCCACUGCCUGCGUCUUUGUCCUUCUUCCCACCACCAGCCUCACCCCUGAUUCUGGUUUCCUUUGUCACCGCAGGAGCCAAUGACUCUCCUCAACCUCCUGUAUCUGCGAUUGUAUCCUCAACUACAGACUCUUCCAUUAAAACCUCAAACCUUGCACCCCAGACAGCUCUACAACCCAGCCACCCUGGGCCAUGGCUUCCCACCAGCCCAAUCCGCAUGUCCACCCUCUCUCUCCAACACGUCUCCAGCCCUCCCUCUACCCCACACAGCUCUGGCUUCACAGAGUCGUCUGUGGAUGCUGAGCCUACCCAGGCCUCUACCCUCCCUCACCUUGGCCAGGCUAUGUCUUUGCAGAACUUGAGUUUCUCCACUCCAGGACCCAGGCAUACGACCCACUCUGUGACCUUCAGGACCAACAGCAGCUGCUUCAGGAUAGUGGUCUGGAGCCUGGUACCCUUGGAGUGCUGGCUGUUGAAUAGGCUUAUCUGCUACCAGCUCCAGCUCAUCUACCACGAGGCUUUCUCCAACUUCAAGAAUGUCAGUGCCCUGCUGUUUCGGCCUGGCUCUACAGAGGUGAAAGCCUCCCUCGUUUUUGGUCCUCCGGAUCCCUCGGCUCUAGAGAUCCUCUGGACUUUGUACCGCAAAGUGAAGUCCUCAAGAUGGUCACUUGGGUACCUGUCCUUGGCCGACCAUGGCCUUUCCUCUGACGGGUACAACACGAACGACCUGCGCCAGGAGACCAUCAACAUUAGCUUCACACUCAUGAAGCCCUUCCUGCCUCAGCUGCUUCUGCCCAGUUCUCAGCCUUUUCUCCUGAUGGAAAAGCAGACCCUCCAGCUGGUCACCCAUGAGGUAUCAAGAUUCUACAAGGCUGAGCUCCAGGAGCAGCCCCUGCUCCUAUUCAGCAAUGUGAAGGAGUGGGUGAGCAUUUAUGUGGAAUACAAGUUCAAGAGCCCCAUCCCCAACCAUCUCCAAGGCCUGGCUAGUCACCUGGCCCAUCAUAUAACAGAUCCCACCAUCCAGAAAUCCAGCAUAGUGGCCAAUGGGGAGAAAGCAGAUCUGGUGUUUUAUGAGACAUGGCUCUUGAUCUUGGGUUACCCCUUCACCAAAGCCUUGGAGAACAAGACUAGUUCUGAAUCCCAGAAGCUUCGUGGACUGCUGACGAGACAGCUAACCUCAGUCCUCCAGCCUCUGCAGAACUUUGGUCAAGUGGUGGUGGAGGAAUUCCACCAGGAACCACUGACUGCCAGAGUGCAAACUGCCUUCUUUGAGGCUGCACCAGCUCAGGCUGUCAUUCAAGACUCCAUGCUCCAAGCCCUGGGCUCCCUGCAGGAAGCUGAGGGUCUGCAGUUAGAGAUGCUCCUCCCAGUCCUUGGCACCCCCAGCUCCAGAGCCUCGAGAGGCCCCAGGGGUGGGGCCGUGUUAAACCUCCAGUUCAUCACUUCUCUUUUUGUCCUGGUGGCCCUUUGUACUGCUCUUCCCUUCACCAAGAAGCAAACCCCAUACCUCUUCUAGGACACCUCACGCAGGGCUUCCAGACAGGACCUCAACCAAGGAGUAAAGCUGCAGGAGGCCAGGGCAGAAAGGACAAGCGCCGGCCUUACUGUCUUCAAGUUCAUGUUUCACCCCACCUCCACACCACAUAAAACUGGGGAAAACACUCCCAUGUCCAUGGGUGAAAGCCAGUCCUUGUCUGAGGCUCCACAUUCUCUCAGCUCCCACCUCUCAGGAGGUGGACAGUGGUUUCCUUCACAAACAAAGCCAAGCCCACAGGCUUCCUGCAGCAUACACAGCUGGGUCAGGACAAAAGGAGUCAGGUCUCAUGGAAUGUCCUGCAGGCCCUGCUGCUACCACAAACUAUCAAUGUAUGGGGACCACACAUAGGAAGAUGAGAAACCAAUAGCCAGUAAGGAUACACAGAGCAUGCAAGGCUAGAGGCAGGGUCAGUGUCCAGAAUGCUUAUACAUUGAGCACUUAUUGUGGGGUCCCCUAGUGACUUCAUAGUGCCCCAGAGGACAGAGGAGAGGGAAGGAACUACAGCCUACAAGCUUUUUUUUUUCCUUCCCCUUUUCUGUUUUUUCGGAGCUGGGGACCGAACCCAGGGCCUUGCGCUUGCUAGGCAAGCGCUCUACCACUGAGCUAAAUCUCCAACCCCAGCCUACAAGAUUUUAUUCUCAGGAGGGGGCCAGAGUCUCAGCCACUACCUCAUAGGGGUAGGACUGCUCCUAUGUGGCUGAAGGGGGUGGCCUCUAAAGGAGGUUGUGGCCUUUCAAAGAUGCUUGGUUUUGGGCCUUCCAGUGUGUACAAGAGCGAGCAAUGGAAGCUGGCAUGAGACAUCACUUUCAGCUCUAAAUAGUCUUACCUAAUUAACAGCAGUGGGAAGAGAGCAGCCAUAGGAGGGCAGCUCAGAAGCCGGACUCAAGGAGGCCUAGCACCUAGAGAAGACAGACCGCAUGUACCAAUUCCGUCAUUCAGGUUCUGUGGUUAGCUGGUCUAGCCAGAGAAGUCUUAGACUAAAGCUGAUUCAACAGCCCCAAGAUUCCCCAAACUGCAAAAGAGCUGGGAGACCCAGUGAGGGAAGGGAACCAGCAGCUAGACCAUGAGUCUUGGAUGGGAGAACAUGAUUCUAGUCAAGCCAUAUUGUCCGUUAUGGCAGACAUGGUCUUCAACUUGAAGAUAUUAAAGGCUCCAGGUCUGGAGCUGGACACCCUUUGGGGGAAAGGAGUGACCCAGUGAGAGGAUACAGACCACCCACACAUCAUGGAAACUUUGGACCUGCUAGCCAGCUGAAAACAAAGAUUGGCCUUGAGAGAAGGAACAGAGAGCACCCAGACCUGCCUCUUUGUGUCCACCUUCUGGUCAGAUUCCGAAGCCAGUGGCCUCCCUCUUCCUGGGAGCAUGAAGAGGCCCUGCACUUCCCUGAAUGCAUAGCUGCUUCCCUAUGUAGAUCCAGAAGUGACAGGCACUCUAAUCCCUUGGCUGAGUCUUCUUAGAAAGUUUCCAGGAUCCUGAAGUGGCUUUGUUAGGGGAUACCAGACAGGAAACGGCAGCCAUCUUACCAUGGUCCUCUGCCUGGGGCUCCUGGGAGUCGCUUCCACUGCAUAGCUCAGCCCCAAGAGCCAGGGCUUCGGAAGAGCAUUCUAAGGUCAAUACAUCUUUGCCCAAGGAUUCAUGUCCAGAUUACACAAAGUGCCCCCACCUGCCUGCCAACCUCAGCCUAGCCCAGACACCCUGGCCAGCCAGAAACAGUUCCUCCUGCUCAACAAAAAGGGGUACCUGAAAAGGCUGCACUGUCAAGUGUCUGGAGGUGGCCACCAGAGAGGAGGCCCAGAGAAUAGGUCAGACAGCAGCUGACAAAACAAAACAGAAAGCCAGUAC
Messenger RNA from Rattus norvegicus (Norway rat), 7267 nucleotides. RefSeq names its product taste receptor cell protein 1-like. The record is from RefSeq and is a predicted model, not a curated record. NCBI's taxonomy places the organism in Eukaryota, Metazoa, Chordata, Mammalia, Rodentia, Muridae.